ACUUUAUGUCUUCGUGGGCUCUUUCUCGUGUGGGUCCUGCUGAGAAGUGCAUUUCCAGGCCGACACACACACACACACACACCCCCCCACACACACACACAGACAUACACACGCUGUUUUAGGCCAGCGAAGUGAGCCGCUGUAACGUAGCGCUAGCUAUUUGUCUCGUGGUGCUGCAGUUAUUUUGACAUGACUGGAACAAUGUGGCCAGUCAGCCCGGCCCUAGUGUCACUGUGCAGAGGCCAUUUCACUGCAGCUCCUGCCACACAAUAAUUAUAGCAAUUCACCGUGUGUGAAUAUUAAAGGACGUUUUCGUGGCGUUUUUUUUUCCUCCCUUUUUCCGUCUACGUUGCGUCCUCUCAUGUGCACAGGGGAACACAAUCUGUGGGACGGCGGAACUCCGCUCAAAAAUUGUGGCAAUUGAAUAUGGCCGUGUUGUGUUGGCACACGAGCAAAGUAAAGUGACAGGACUCGAGACGUAUCGUGGACAUUCAGCUGCCUUUGUUUCAUAAAUUACGCCCACACGCGAGCCCACGCGAACUUUUACCGCUGCACUUCUGCUCCGCACAUUGUCCGAACAUUUCAACUUUAAGGUUGCCUUGUGUGUCAAGUGUUGCAUCAUGUGUAACUCGCGUGCCGAAUGCCUCGCAAGACCCGGAGUGGUCGGUGGCGGGUCUAAAGUCCGACUCCCGGAGGUGUUUAUCUGAGCCCGAGCGAGGCCACUUCUGAAAAUCCCGGUUUCUUGAAUGGAGUUUGGCGUGAAAGUGUUCGUCCGGGCAGCUGCGAGGGAUAACGGGACGUCGCCGGGGCUCCUGUCGUCACCCAGCUCCCGGUCUGACCGUGCCAUGGCGCUGCCUAAUCACCCACUCCCCUCUCUUCUCAUUCUCCUCUCUUGACAGUUUUGUUUCGAAGGGGAAAAGUUUUUCCAGCGUGGGGAGAGAUUGUUUUUAAAAACCCGACUUCAACUCCACCGGCUCGAGGGGCACACGUUCGGCGACCCUGGCUGCGACAACACUCGGGCCCGCCUCCCCUCUGCUGCUGCACAAAGUGACGGUUGAUAUGCCACAUCAGUGAUGGAGCCCAUGACGGUAACAACGUCGAUGGUCGGGCCGGACGAGUUCGACCGCAACGCCCCGCGGAUCUGUGGCGUGUGCGGCGACAAGGCCACCGGCUUCCACUUCAAUGCCAUGACCUGCGAGGGCUGCAAGGGGUUCUUCAGGCGCAGCAUGAAGCGCAAGGCCUCCUUCACUUGUCCAUUCAACGGAAGCUGCACCAUCACCAAGGACAACCGGCGCCACUGCCAGGCCUGUCGACUCAAGCGCUGUGUCGACAUCGGCAUGAUGAAAGAGUUCAUCCUGACAGAUGAGGAGGUUCAGAGGAAGAAAGAAAUGAUAUUGAAGAGGAAGGAGGAUGAGGCGGCCCGGGAGGCGAUGAGGCCGCGGCUGAACGAGGAGCAAGCUCGGAUGAUUUCCUCUCUGGUGGAAGCCCACCACAAGACCUAUGAUGACUCCUAUUCUGACUUCUCCCGCUUCAGGCCUCCAGUGCGUGAAGGCCCAGUAACACGCAGUGCCAGCAGAGCGGCGUCCCUUCACUCUCUGUCCGAUGCCUCCUCUGACUCAUUCAACCACUCCCCCGAGUCCGUGGACACCAAGAUGAACUUCAGCAACUUGUUAAUGAUGUACCAGGAUGGCGCCAGCAGUCCAGACUCCAGCGAGGAGGAUACUAAGCUCUCCAUGCUCCCCCAUCUGGCCGACCUGGUCUCCUACAGCAUCCAGAAGGUCAUUGGUUUUGCCAAGAUGAUUCCAGGCUUCAGAGAUCUGACAGCCGAGGACCAGAUCGCUCUGUUGAAGUCAAGUGCCAUUGAGAUCAUCAUGCUGCGGUCUAACCAGUCGUUCAAUCUGGAAGACAUGUCCUGGAGCUGCGGAGGACCCGACUUCAAAUACUGCGUCAAUGAUGUCACAAAGGCGGGCCACACUCUGGAGCUCUUAGAGCCGCUGGUGAAGUUCCAGGUCGGCUUGAAGAAACUCAACAUGCACGAAGAGGAACACGUGCUGCUCAUGGCCAUCUGCCUGCUCUCCCCAGAUCGCCCAGGUGUCCAGGACCAUGCCCGCGUCGAGCAGCUCCAAGACCGUCUGUCGGAGGCGCUGCAGGCCUACAUCCGCAUCAACCACUCGGGCGGACGCCUCCUCUACGCCAAGAUGAUCCAGAAACUGGCCGACCUGCGCAGCCUGAACGAGGAGCACUCCAAGCAGUACCGCUCGCUCUCCUUCCAGCCUGAGCACAGCAUGCAGCUAACCCCGCUGGUGCUGGAGGUGUUCGGCAGUGAGGUGUCAUAGCAGAGAAAGAGGCCCGCACCUACACCUGUACUCCCUCAUAACACACAGGAUGAUUAACCAACCCUUUCCACCAUUUCCCCCAAGAAAACCUGGCAUUGAUACAUCUCUGGACAUGUGGGAGAAAAGACGGAUAAUCAGACAGAUGGUAACAUUCACCUCUUCAUCUUUGGCCCAUUCUUCUCCUCUUCCUCCUGACCUCUAGGAGCGACACUCAAACGCCUGGACCUCUGGAUUUUUAGAUUUAUGACACCUGAUGAGGCUGUGGAUCUCUCCAGACAGGCUUUGAAAACACAGUACAGCCUCACAUUUCAUCGCGUCAUGUGGCUGUUGUGAUAUCUGGAACAGAUUUGACAUCCAGAUCCUCUCAACAUCCACAAACUCCAGAUUUGCCUUCUCUCAUCACCACCUUUCUCCGGACAUCACUUCUAGAUCUCCGCCACGUUUUUACAGUGGAGACAGCUUGAUGGAUGUGACUGUCACGUCCUUUUAUUUUACCAUCAUCUUUAUAACAUCACUUCAGGUUCACAUCAACAGCUCCAUCAGCUACCCACGCUGGCACUUGUGCGGGACAGAUACAUUUCUAGCAGAGUGACUACACUUGUGUUACUUAGUUAUAAACCAUCAUUGAUCUACAGUUUGUUGACAGCCAAUACAUCCAAAUAUAUUCAACAUCAACAUGAUGAGCGAUGGGCGAUCUUAAAAUAAUGUAAUUAGGGAUGCACUGAUCUGACUUUGCCACUCCUGGUACAGAUAUUGAUACCCGGGCCUUGGUUAGUGGCUGAUAACGAGUAUCAAUCAAAUAUCAGGGUUAAAUUAAUAAGUGAUCAAUCAAAUUAUUAGCUGAAGAAAUUGUUAGUGUAGGAAGCAUUAAAUACCUCCAAACUGACCCUUUGAUUUUGCCUCCCUCAAUGCUAUGUUCUACUGGCGUGCUGCUGAUGCAAAACGAAUUAAACAGAAUAUAUUACUCCCAUAUAUUGGCUCUAUUGUCACCAAUUCCCGAUCUAGUUGGUCAAUAUCAGUGCAUCCCUUGGCGUAAUGGAUAUACUUUGUUCGCUGUUUGAAAAUAACUUUGUGAGGAUGAAAGUCCAGCAGGUGUCUUCUCCUGCCCGGCCCCGUGUCUGUGUGUAGGAGACAUCUCAGGGGGUGGAAGGAAGUCUUAAGUCGGAGGGUUUGGGUGAGAUUUCGAGGAUUGAGUGAAGGAGAUUGGAGAAAUGGAGGAUGGUGAUGCGACAGUUGAAAUUUCCUGCUCACCAGACUAAAGGGAAAUUAUCAAAAACAGAAUGUAUGUAUAAUGCUAUAUAAAUAUAAAUGAUCAUAUAAGCUUAUAUAUAUAUAUCUAUAUAAAUAUAUAUAUAGAUAUAUAUAUAUAUGAGAGCAAAACAAGUUUGCUUUCAUGAAGCUAAUUGUUCUGACUGUUGUAUAAUUAGAGGAUUUGAAGGCCCCUCCUCAGUUGUGUGUCUGUGUUCUCUGUGGAAAGACAGAUUUACACACACACACAAGAAAGCACUGAGAAGUGUGUGAGGAAUCCUUCUAUUUUUGUGAUGCGUGUACAGUGUAUGAGAAUAUUGAUGGACCACGAGGGGGUGUGUACAGGCUCUGACUGGGGGUUCAGUGCAGGGAAGCACUUUUCUGUUGGAUUUUGCUCGUUAUUGGACCUGUGAAGUUGGUCGACCGACACAACGUCACGUUUCAUGGAUAGUGAUUAUCCCAAAAAAUAAGAAUCUAAAUAAAUCUUUGUCCGGCUGGUUAGAUUGCUGCUACGACAGUUAGAGCUAGAUAGUUACAACUAUCGGCUGUUGCCUCAGGGAAAAGUUUGUCUGAUGAUAUUGUGUAUGUGGUGUUUAGGCGUGUGUGUGGCGUAAGCUUACAAUCAUGAGACGGAGAUUGUUUUUGAAGCUCUAGGAUUCACUGUGAUUUCUAAUCAUACUAAAAAACAGCAUAAGUAAGCUAAAAGUUAAACUUUUUAAAACGAUUACCCUAAGAUUUUCAUUCACUAGCUUAUGUUCAUAAAAACUAUAGCUCCUUAUGAAAUGAUUUACAUUAUCAUACAAUGCAUUAUAGAUCUUAAAAAGUACAUAUCCAUUUAAUGGCUACAUUUAAAUAAUAGUCAUCAGUGUUAAAACAUUGCUUGAUUAAUAUGAACCUCGUGUGUAGUUUGGUUCUUUUCUUUCUUCAGGGCUAAUUCAAUAUUCUACAGAUGGUAGCAAUAUAGAGUAGGAGAACAAUGUUUAGUCAAGUGUUUUUGAAUGAAAAUCCUUCAGAUGGCCAUAAUAGCAGGACAGAAAUGUAAAGACAUGAGAAAGAUGCUUUUUGUAUUCACUAUAAAAACCAAGCCUCAUACCGUUUUGUCACAACCUAUCAUUUCAACACCAGCCGCAUAAGCAAGGGUUUUAGGAUGUUACUUUUCAACAUCACUACAUAUCAUAUCACCUUUUCUGUUGACACGGUGCAUGCUCUCCCCUCAUGCAGGCCUGGAUCGCCCCCUUGUGGACAAACCUUGUAAAUACCACUUGCUAAGUCUGUACAUAGUUAGAGAUUAAUGUAGGCAAAAAACUAAGAGAAUUCAAUUGUUUGAUGGAAAGAUGCUCUGGAGAUACAGCACUAUAUGCAAUUAGGAGAAGGACUCUUAGGUUGUAUUUAAUUGGACCUGCAGAGGUGGCAAUCCUGGUGACGUGGCUAAGUUGUUUCAAGGAGCACUGAAGAAAACAGGAAUUAGGUUUGACCCUUUCACAGCAAAGUCACACAUUCAAAUAAGAUCAAUGUCCUUUCCAAAAAGAUGCAGAUUUUAGUCAAACUCUUUGGUUUGAUGCUAAAAUGAACAUUAGUGCAAUGCUCGGACUCAGAAACCUAAAGAGUUCUACCUGCAAAGGCCCCAUGUGACCGAACAUUCCCAGCGGUGGUUGUGUUGUCCAUUCCAACUGGCUGAGUCUCAUGCAUGCUCCACACACACACAAACACACACAACAUUAGUGUGUUCAAUCAUAACGCUCCGGAACCUGACAACUCAGUCCGUCACCACAGGAAGUGUGCCCUCUCUGCCCGUUCCAAGAUUAUGGAUGUAUGUUCUAUUCUCUCUCUCUUCUAAAGUCAAUCGAUAAGCUUUUGACAAUUAUACAGUAUAUCCAUAAUGUUUUUAUUUUGGUGAAAAUCUCUUCUUUUUUUUCCUUCCUCUGUUUUCUUCUGUUCAAGAUUGUCGAUCAAUGUGUUUCAGAGUUUGCUUUCUAGCUUGUGCUUGGCUCGCUGCACUGGGACGUCAUUUAAAUGAAGCAGGAUUGAGCAAAGUGGACUCCUGGAGACUUUUCCAAGUGCAAAUGAACAAGCUCCCCUUGUUCCCCUGAUUUCAGCUGAGUGAAAACAUAAUAGCCAUUUUCAAAGUAACGACGUGGCUUUAACUUCAUGCACAGACAGGGAAGGGACACUGGCAAACGUUCUCUUUCCUUUUUCCUACUGGAAUAACUUGUCAGUGCGGCCAUGGUUCACCUGGAUCCGUCACCUGAGGGGAAGGAACACGGCCGAGCUGAGUCUCUGUUAGCGGAAAAGCGGUCCCAAGCUCUGUAUUUAAAAUGAGUAAAGAAAAAAGCUACAUCUGCUUUUCCAGAAACACGGUGUCAAACACAAUCGAGUGAUUGUGAACUAACACUGCCUCAACUGACUGACACAGGAUCUAGCCAAUGGACAUUAUCGCAGCAGCAUGGGUGUGCCUCUUCAUUCAUCACCCAACCAUCUAACCGCCUCUUCUUCUGCAAUAGCCAAUUACAGCAGGAUUACUCUUCAUAGCUUUAACUUGACAGCCAUUCAGGCUCUGCUUUUUCUGGGAAACCGUGGCGCACCAAGGGCUGAUGGGAGUUUGUCGAGAAAGCUGCUUUGGGAAUCUGACGUUUUUUGGAGACAUGCAUGAAAUGGCUGCUUCUGUCCCUCCCAGAAAAAAAAUGCGAGUGGACAUCCAGAAGAACUGUGUAUUAAAAGUAUUUUCGCCACAUGCAGACGUAGUGACGCGGUGUACAGGCAGAGGGCGCAGCGACUGACGUCGCCUCCUAAAACCCCAAGUAUGACAUUACUUUUCUCACUACUUUGUGUGUUUCUCUCGCAUUGCAGCUCUUGAAAUUUUUACAAAAUAGUUGUUGAAUGACAUAAAAAAAAAGUGGACUUUUUACAUAUAACAUCAACACCUACAUCAUCUGUUUGAAAAAGGAAUGCAGGAGGGGGUGAUGGCGGGGAGAGUCUGCUCUGUUGCAAGGGUUCCGAGAGUGAAACCUCACGAUCUAACUUUGCUAUGCUGCUUGUGAACAUGUUGCUGAUUCUCCUCUGUGGGUCAUUUCUUACAUUUCUGUCAUAUUAAGCUUGUUCAUGGAGAACGCUGCGCCUGCAUGACAUGUCUGGCUUUAGCGUUUGACACUAAAUGUUAACACGAGGACAGUAGACGAUGUGAGGUGAUGUUAAAAUGGACCUAAGCAAUGUGGACGUCUCUCCUCCCCCACACCCUCUCUCACCCGUCCUCCCCUCAACCCAGGUCAGCAGCUCCACCUCAGUAGCCUUACUAACGGAAACCUCACUCAGCUGGAAACAUUGAACAGAUACCUCAGUGAUUUACAGAAUGACUUUUUACCAUAGCUUUUAAGGGAACCAAACAUAAACUCACACACACAAACACAGACACACUACAACUCUCUCCUCAGUCUUUGCGGUGUUGACGUCUCUCUCUCAAACACACAUACAGUAAACAAGUUGCCAGUUGUUUUAUGAUGUAGAAGAUUGUCCAGCAGAAUCCUAUAGCCAGUAGACCAGUCAGUUCAUAAGUUGGAUCCCAAUGUUUCUAAAUGUUAACGAUCACUCUCCAGUUUAUCUGCUUUACUCACGUGAUCCUCGUCUCUGCCUCAUUCUGUACUUUCAGUCUUUGUCGUCUCUACAAACGGGCGACGUGCCGCUAAGCUCUGCGUAUAACCAAACAUACUACCUCUCCCUCCUGCACAUACAUACAAGCAUAUGUUUUAUUUUUUUGUCGAAGCGUGACUUUCUUUUUUUUAUUCUUCUGAGGCAUCCGUUUGAAUUUUAACACUAAUUUAGACAGUUAUAUUUGUGUAUAUGUACAGUUUAUUCCUUUUAUACAUAUUUUCUCUUUUCAAAUGCUGGAUCAUUUUUACCUCGGAUCUCACUACAAGCCUACAAAUCUUAAAGUCAGUUCAUCAGAGGCCUCUUGGGCAUCACCAUCCAACUGGAGUGGCAUAAAUACAUUUGAGAGUCUCUGCAUGGCUGUGUUCACAUAGCAGCUAAAAGGGCCCAGAUUCUUAAUUCAUGUGACACAAUUCAACCUCAAUAAAAACAAGGUGAUGCAUCCUUCAAUAGAGAAGUUAACUAGUCAUCAGUAUAUACUCCUAUACUGUAAUAGUAUAAUCCAUCAAUUUGUUUAAUACACUUGAGUUUGUAGUGAGACAAUGACGUGAAGAAGUCAGAGAGAAGAGCAGCUAAGGUUAAAUAUUUAAUUACGGGUUGGGUUGAGGAAGUCUUUGCCAAAUCAAGAUCACGCUGGGACCGAGAUGAAAGCUGUUAUGUGAACGCAGCAUGAAACCUCAGUGAAUGUGACAACGUGUGUCCAGACCAACGAUGCACUGAAAGACCUGUGGAGGAAACGGGAGGCAGGCGGUCCUGCCUCAGCCAAGCAGAGCCUUCAAAAUACUUCUACUAUACUAACAUGUUAUGUCGCAGUCAAAUGCCACCUGAUUGGCAGAGGACUCGUUUGUUGUUGGUCUGAUGGGACUCCGCAGAGCCGCCUUUUUUUUAUCUCUGGGUGUUUUUGUUAAGACCUAAAGCGAUGUCUCACAGUUCGACACCCUCCAUCAGGAGAGUCUGAAGGCUCAGCUUGAUGGAAAAUGUAGUCAUCGAUAUGUACUGAUUUAAACUAAAUAAAGGGAGUGGUAGUUAAACUUUGAUAAUUGCUCUGUCCUAACAUCUGAAAAGUAAAAAGUACCGAGCCUGAUGUCCUUCAGUCAGUCUCGUCUCACAGGCUUCCUGUGCGUUUCUCUGUAGCUCUCUCCUUUUAAAGGUCCGAAAGGCUUUGUGACAUUGGGAUCCUGUUUUAGAUGUUCUUGAUACAAAUAGUGUGUAAUGUAGUGUUGUUCAGCUCAGCAACCAGAUAACAGUCACACACCCACUCGCCCCCCCGUUUCUCAGCACUCUGCCUUCUUCUUAACCUCUCACUCGGCUUCCACAUCACCAGGCCUUCAACACAUAUGCUGUGAAUGACACACGGAGCCUUCAGCGAUCACUCUUUUUAUAAUGAUGAGAUCACCUCUCAGCUCACAGCAUGACGACGUCACGGCUCCUCUAAGGUUCAUUUAACACGAUCGGCUGCUGUUGACGGACAGAUAUGCAAAUAUCACAGAGUUCAUUCAGUGCAUAGAAAUAUUUCAAAAUGUAAUGAUAAAUGUUUUUUUGGAAUCAAGGUAGUCAUUGUCAAGAUAUGGCACGUCGUGAAAAAAUAUGUAAUAAUACGAUGUGACACCCAAUCUGCCAAUAUAGAAGAAAGAUUAUUUGUUGUUUAAUGUUGAUAAUGAAAUCAGCUGUAUCUAGAAAAAUGACAGACCGAAUGAAUAACAGAAAAUUGACUCUUAGAUGGUUUGACAGAUUUUGGAGUGAUAGUGGCCUUAGUUAAAGUGCCCAUGUUAUGUCUUUUCUUUGUUUUUUAUAAAGUUAAAGACAACCCCUUGGUAGUUACUUUGCAACUACGUCACCAUGUGACAUGUACAACUUGUUUGCGAUGGUGGUUCAAGUGUAUCACCCGAUCGCCACUGUUGCUGUAGCAACAGAGCUGAUUAGGAAGCAUCUGUGUAAGAGACGGAACAUUAAGCAGUUGACCAAUCACCAAAGAGUUGGUCCGCUGAGCUGUUUCAGACAGGGCUACAGCAGCCGAGGGUCUGGAACUAUUGACGUGUAUUUGGAAUACUACAGCAUUUAUAGAUGAUCUAGGAGACCCCAAAUACAAAUGAUUAACCUGAAUCUGUAAAUGACACAAUGUGGGCACUUUAAGGGCUGUGGCUCCUGCUGAUUGGUUGAACCGGACGAGAGCAGAUGAGCAGAUACUGUCGAGGAUACGCCGUCAUCUGUCGCUCUGGUUGCAUUUCUCUGCUACCUCUUUAAAUAUGCGCUUGCUCACACACGCAUGCACUUAAACAGCUGCACUCACACAUGAACACACACUUCUGCUGACUGACUGAAAAGGUCGGACAGUGAACACAGCAAACACUCGCUGAUCAACCCACACACGGCUCACACUUGUGUGCACUUCUUUCUCCCUCACCAGCAGUUAUUGCCAAUGAUGCACUUGUGUAUUUGUCUCUAAAUGCUCUGCAAAGCGUGUGAUGUCAAAAAAUAAUGAUCUGUCGUCAUCUUUUUUUUAACUCUGAUCUCUAUAGUAAGACCUGGACUAGCCAGGUGGUUAGAAAUGAAUUGAACAUUAAUUAGUUCAGUACAUACAGAAAGUUUCAUGUCUUAAAAAAAGAAAAAAAAGAAAAAACAUAAAUGCACAUAUUGCUCAGCUCAGUUGUACCUUGGUGUGCCUAGAACCCACAGCCUUAUUUUGGGACAAUAUCAGGGGUUUUAAAGCAGAAUACAGGACGAUCCGCCCUCGUAUUACUGGUGACAUUUUCAUUGAGUUUUAGUAGCUGUUUUUUCCUCUCUUCAUAUCCACACAUUUGUUAAUUUCUUAAAUUGUUGUAUCAGUUGUAGGAGUCGGCAUUAGCGUGCUCGUGGGAGGGGUUGUCAUUCUCUGCUGGUUGUUCUUUUAUUUAUUCCCAUUGAUUGUUUCCCUCUUUUUCCCCAGAAAUAUAUAAACCCCAUCUGGUUUCUAAAAAUAUACUCGUUUUGAUUGCAUCGUGCUGAUGCAACAGUUUAAAAUGAAAGAUUUUGAUUAAUUAUAGAACAUCCAGCAGCAGACUGUGUCCUCCCACAGCACGGCUUACUCAUCGUUAGGAGAACAAAAUUAGAAAUGCUUCAAAUCCGAGUUUAUCUCAGUAGAGUCCCAAGAUAAGAUACCUUUACCCUCACCCAUGCACACCACAUUGCAGUAAAACCCACCAGACCUCAGUGCUUCUAGCAGAAACUUGUCUUUUAAACAUAUACAGUUGCCAUGGCAUCGCUGUUGGUGGCAUCAUCAAUAGCCCCAUACCAUAAUAAAUAGUGUUAUACAUACAGUACCUUAACAGAUAUCUCUCUUUGUGGUUCAAAAUCACCGCCUGUUCUUUGUGUUGCUCUUUUUUUCUUUUUUUUGCUCUUCUCUUUGAAGCUGAUCCAUUGUACUUUGAUUACAUGCAUUGUAUGUAGUAAAAUACUGAUGAUGUUUUGGGGAAAUCACAAAUAAAACAGCUGUACAUAAUGAUGCAAAACGC
Messenger RNA from Platichthys flesus (European flounder), 10717 nucleotides. Its product is annotated as vitamin D3 receptor A. Gene Ontology annotation, biological process: negative regulation of transcription by RNA polymerase II; positive regulation of transcription by RNA polymerase II; cell differentiation. Gene Ontology annotation, cellular component: nucleus. The record is from RefSeq and is a predicted model, not a curated record. Gene Ontology annotation, molecular function: zinc ion binding; vitamin D response element binding; nuclear receptor activity. The transcript has 9 exons. The coding region runs from base 1074 to 2336 and encodes 420 amino acids. NCBI's taxonomy places the organism in Eukaryota, Metazoa, Chordata, Actinopteri, Pleuronectiformes, Pleuronectidae.